UUACCAUUUCGUCCAACAACAAGCAAUUGCAUUUACAGAGAGAAAGAGAGAAAACAAAUACUUUCACUCUUCCAAAAAAAAAAAAAAGAGUAACCAAAAUCAAAAACACAAAAAAAGAGAUGGAUUUUGCUCAUUUCUUCGCACACCUUCCAUGGAUUACUAUCUUUGGUCUCCUAGGUAACACGAUUUCCUUCAUGGUCUUCCUUUCUCCAAUCCCAACCUUUUACCGGAUUUACAAGAAGAAAUCAACAGAAGAAUUCCAAAGCAUUCCAUAUGUGAUAGCCUUCUUCAGCUGCAUACUUUGGCUAUUGUAUGCCUAUGUUAAGACUGAUGUGCUCUUUCUGGUCACCAUCAAUGUCUUCGGUCUCUUCAUAGAAACCAUCUAUAUUGCUAUCUUCGUCGUCUACGCCAACAAGAAAACAAGGAUCUCGACAAUGAAGCAAAUCAUCCUUUUCAAUGUUUUCGGGUUUGGUGUUAUCUUCUUCUUCACGAUGUUCAUUGCAAAGACAACCCGUGUUCGGUUGUUGCUCCUCGGAUGGAUUUGCCUCAUCUUCUCAUUGUGUGUCUUCGUUGCUCCCCUAGGUGUUAUGAGGAAAGUCAUCCGCACCAAGAGUGUUGAGUACAUGCCAUUCUUCCUCUCAUUCUUCCUCACCAUAAGUGCCGUUGUUUGGUUCUUCUACGGUCUCCUCAAACACGAUGUCUACAUCGCGGUACCAAAUGUGCUAGGUUUCACGUUCGGAAUCGUACAAAUGAUCCUAUACGCCAUGUACCGUAACGCUAAGCCAACAGAGAAAGACAUUGAAGUAGGAAAGACAACCAAGGACAUUUCAACCGAUAAUCAAAUCAUAAUCGAAGAGCCAGUGAAACCACAGGCUAAGACACUAACUACACCUCCAACUAACGACGGACUUUUCGCCAUUCAAAUCCCGAACCUCAGCAUGGUUAACCUUCACAACAAUGUAAUUGAUGAUCAGCCAAUGAAGAUUAGUGGUAUAAAUAACCAUACUCCACCACCAAUCUCGGUCGCCGUUUAAGGAUGAUGCUUUUUCAUGGCAAUACAAUGAUCAAAUAGCCUUUGCAUGGACCGACCUCCAUCACUUCCAUGUAAAAGAUCAACUGUCAUGAGGGGCUAUAUCCUAAAUUCCACAUCUCUUUUCUCUCAAUCAACUUUCUUUUUCAUUUUUAUUUUAACAACCCCCCUCAUUUUUACCUUUUUUUAUUUCUAUUUUGAUCCAUAAUUUAAUCUUUUGUAAUUUUUGUUUCCAUCAUAUAAUUAAAAAUGUCAAUAAAUAUUUGUAUUUUCGCUUAUAUCGUAUCAUUGGUGUACGUACUUGAUCAUAAUCUAAUGCAAAUAUGCAUUAUUUAAGUUUUUC
Molecule: messenger RNA, 1373 nt
Organism: Spinacia oleracea (spinach)
Lineage: Eukaryota; Viridiplantae; Streptophyta; Magnoliopsida; Caryophyllales; Amaranthaceae
Product: bidirectional sugar transporter SWEET12
Exons: 6
Coding region: 120-1034 (304 amino acids)
Biological process (GO): carbohydrate transport
Cellular component (GO): membrane
Molecular function (GO): sugar transmembrane transporter activity
Source: RefSeq, a predicted model, not a curated record